CGCAUCUCGUAUUCUAGCCCUCUACAACAGCUCCAACGGUGAUUUCACUCCCUCCGGUUAUAGGCUAAAGCGCGUUCUAUACUCGUCUCGUGCCUGUGCCUGGCUGCAAUCGACUUCGCUUGACUCGCAGCCUUCAACCUCACAACCUUACCUUCUCGUGCACUCGGCCGCACGUGGAUAUCCCCCACGUACUCCAAUCUUCGUCGACGAGCAUGAAAUUCUUCCACCGCAAUGUCCAGCCUUGGGAAGUCGUUGAUCAACAAGCGGUGGACACUGUCCCCAUAUUCACGGAAGAGGAGCAAGAAGAUCUUAACGUCGUCAAAGUUUAUGACGCGACCAUGAGUGGCGUCUACGACUUCGAGCUGAAGAAGGCCUCGAAUCUGAAGGACGCCGUAGUCUUCGCGCGACAAACACUCAUGGAAGAUGCCGCAGAAAAGGGAUACAAUGUCUUCUUGACGGAGGGUUGGAAAGUCACACAUCUACGUCGAGGCAAGCAAGAGCGCGCUGAGGUCCGCUACUGGGGACGGCCUGCCUGCGUACAGGGGACGGUCCCGCGAGCACAGACGCCCCCCUUCUUGACAAUGCUGGAUGACCGACCAGGUAGACCAUAGAUCCGCGAUGCCUUCAUCGAGGUAGACAACGAGGGCGCUUCUAUGCACAUUGGGAUAUGGUUAGCAGCCGUGUAGGACCUUUUGUACAAUCAACAUGUAGACACACUUGACCGCACGACACGGAUGGCUUUGCGUGUACGAGUCUGAACAUGAUUAUAUC
Messenger RNA from Dichomitus squalens LYAD-421 SS1, 771 nucleotides. RefSeq lists its product as uncharacterized. The record is from RefSeq and is a predicted model, not a curated record. The transcript has 3 exons. The coding region runs from base 213 to 611 and encodes 132 amino acids. NCBI's taxonomy places the organism in Eukaryota, Fungi, Basidiomycota, Agaricomycetes, Polyporales, Polyporaceae.